Messenger RNA from Tupaia belangeri chinensis (Chinese tree shrew), 1713 nucleotides. RefSeq names its product Wnt family member 11 (gene WNT11). The transcript is spliced from 6 exons. Gene Ontology annotation, molecular function: cytokine activity; frizzled binding. The record is from RefSeq and is a predicted model, not a curated record. Gene Ontology annotation, cellular component: extracellular region. Bases 58 to 1122 code for a protein of 354 amino acids. Gene Ontology annotation, biological process: neuron differentiation; multicellular organism development; canonical Wnt signaling pathway. NCBI's taxonomy places the organism in Eukaryota, Metazoa, Chordata, Mammalia, Scandentia, Tupaiidae.
UCCGGGCGCCUGGACUCCACCGGCGCUCCCGGAGCCACCCGCGCCCGCAGCGCGACCAUGAGGGCGCGGCCGCAGGUCUGCGCGGCGCUGCUCUUCGCCCUGGUGCUGCAGACUGGCGUGUGCUAUGGCAUCAAAUGGCUGGCCCUGUCCAAGACCCCGGCGGCCCUGGCACUGAACCAGACGCAGCACUGCAAGCAGCUGGAGGGCCUGGUGUCGGCGCAGGUGCAGCUGUGCCGCAGCAAUCUGGAGCUCAUGCACACCAUUGUGCACGCCGCCCGCGAGGUCACCAAGGCCUGCCGCAGGGCCUUCGCUGACAUGCGCUGGAACUGCUCCUCCAUCGAGCUCGCCCCCAACUACCUGCUCGACCUGGAGAGAGGGACCCGGGAGUCGGCCUUCGUGUAUGCGCUGUCGGCCGCCGCCAUCGGCCACUCUAUCGCCCGGGCCUGCACCUCCGGCGACCUGCCCGGCUGCUCCUGCGGCCCCGUCCCAGGUGAGCCACCCGGGCCCGGGAACCGCUGGGGAGGAUGUGCGGACAACCUCAGCUACGGGCUCCUCAUGGGGGCCAAGUUUUCCGAUGCUCCUAUGAAGGUGAAAAAAACAGGAUCCCAAGCCAAUAAACUGAUGCGUCUACACAACAGUGAAGUGGGGAGACAGGCUCUGCGUGCCUCUCUGGAGGUGAAGUGUAAAUGCCACGGAGUGUCCGGCUCCUGCUCUAUCCGCACUUGCUGGAAGGGGCUGCAGGAGCUGCGGGACGUGGCUGCCGACCUCAAGACACGCUACCUGUCGGCCACCAAGGUUGUUCAUCGGCCCAUGGGCACCCGCAAGCACCUGGUGCCCAAGGACCUGGACAUCCGGCCCGUGAAGGACUCAGAGCUGGUCUAUCUGCAGAGCUCUCCCGACUUCUGCAUGAAGAACGAGAAGGUGGGCUCCCACGGCACACAGGACAGGCAGUGCAACAAGACGUCCAAUGGCAGUGACAGCUGCGACCUCAUGUGCUGCGGGCGCGGCUACAACCCCUACACGGACCGCGUGGUCGAGCGGUGCCACUGCAAGUACCACUGGUGCUGCUACGUCACCUGCCGCCGGUGCGAGCGCACCGUGGAGCGCUACGUCUGCAAGUGAGACCCGUGCCCUCUGCCCUCGCAGGACCCUUGUGGGACCCUCAUGGGACCCUCACAGGAGCACAGACUCCACCCGGGACCCUCAACGGCCGGCUGGGGCCUGGAGACACCCGCUGGAAUUCUGCUUGAGAACUCCAGGUGCCGGCGUGGGAGGUGGCCUGUGCUGAGCCUCCACUGGGACUGUCCCCUGGAAAAAGGGCUGGCACAUCAAAGGAACCGGCAAAUUAAAAAUAACCUGGCAGCACGAGGCCCUGGAGCCCACAUGCGCCUUCCAGGCUGGUCUGAGCCAGGGCCAUGGGAUGGGCCAGGCCGGUCUGGAUUGACCUUUCAGGGCCACCGAGACCAACCUCCGGGAAGGGGUCCGCCCGCCCUCAGCAGAAUGUUCUGCAGGAACCCCGGCCCACCCUGGGGUUGAGCCUGCGGGGCCCACCACAUGGAACCACUAGCUUGGGUUGUAAAUGUUUUGUUUUGGUUUUCCUUCCUUUGGGAUGUGGGAGCUGCAGAUAUAUUUAUAAAACAUAGCUUUUUCUUUGGGGUGGCUCUCCUCAAUUCCUCUUUAUAUGUUUUAUAUAUAUAUAUAAGUAUAUAUAUA